Molecule: messenger RNA, 315 nt
Organism: Cooperia oncophora
Lineage: Eukaryota; Metazoa; Nematoda; Chromadorea; Rhabditida; Trichostrongylidae
Source: the annotation of a GenBank genome assembly
AUGCUGCAAAUGGAGAUCCCUGAAGUAGCCCCCAAAGAACACCGAACAAAAGAAUUGUUGAGCAUUUUUGCUAAAAACAGGACGGAGUCAUUGAAGGUAUUCGAUCAUCAUGGGCUUCGCCCAGAAUUCGCCCCUAGAAUUAGCUCGCAAUGGAACACGCCCCUUCUACUUGUACAUGGUGUAAGCCAAAAUGGAGUAGGCACCGUGUUAGCACAGGAUAAUGACGACGGGCUUAUUCACCCUGUGUACUUUAGAUCAAAGCCGAUAAGUAAAGCUGAGAAACAGUAUCAUAUAACCAAGAAGCAUUGGCUCUGA